UAAAAUAAAAUAGUUUUUUAUAUGUUUUAAGAAUAUUUAAGUUUAAAUGUCUUGUUUAGGUACAGCCUUUUUUUGGUGUUGUGUUAGUAACUUUUUUUUAACCUCAAAGUUAUUGAUUUAACAUUACCUGGUACUAACAGGCACCAAUAUUCCUUCAGAAUAGAUAUUGUUCUACUAGCACUAUUUAAAUUUAUAAGUAUAAAAUUCUAACUAUAUCUUAACAAUGGGGAGUAGUGUUACGGAAUCAACGUCUUCUGAUGUGUUGGAUUUGACAAAUUUUGAUACGUGUGGGCAUUUGAGUCCUUUCAUAUUGACAAGUCCGCGAUCACUAUUAGCAUGCCGCAAGGCUAAAAUAAAGCCUAAUGAGUUAUUGUACAAGAGUGCUGCAGAUAUUUCUAAAGACCUUGAUGUGUCAAUUAAGUUAGCGUAUCCAGUUUAUCAACAACAUGAAAAAAUUAGACAAGAAAAGCUUGAAGCAUGUAGACGAGAGAGAAAUAAACUGUUGUACUAUGAAAGUAUAACUGAUAGUACAUCAACACGGAAAAAAAGAAAAAAAUGUCUGAAAAAAGAAAUGUCAUUCUAUCGAAACAAUAUCGCUUCAAAUAUGCGACGCACCAAGUCUAUUCAAAAUAAAUUAAAUGAAGAUGAAAAAAACGUACAUCAUAAUGUCACAAAAAGACGAAAACGUCGUUGUAAAAAAUCAAAAAGUAUAAGUGACUUGAUGGAUUUAAAAGAACUGUGUAAAGAAGUGGAUCGGAUUGCAAUCCUCGAAAAACGUGAACCAGACACGACUAAUAAGCGGAAACCUAUAAAAAAAUGUUCACGAUCUGGAAAUGCAAGAAGCUUAAUGGAUAUCAGUGGUAUUCAUAUACCAGACCAAGACCGAAAAAUUUUAGAUAGUAUGAGGCGAAAACGUGAAGAAAGACAGUAUGGAGAGGAUCUAGCGCAUAGAGUAAAUAUAUUCUGGGAACAAAUGCGCGAAGAGGAAAAACGGUUAACUAAAGAACAAAAGCAAAAAUGGCAAAAUUUUAUAAUGGCAAAACGAAAUGUUGAAAAUGGAGUCAAACAUAUGCGUUUAGAUGAACUGCGUGUAGAAUUCGAGAAUAACCAAAGAAAAUUGGAGGAACAGAUUAUACAAAAAGACAAAAGGGUUAAUGAACUUAAACAACAAAUUGAAGACCGCAAGUUGUUUGAAAAUGCAUUAAAACAAGAUACAGAGUUCAGGAAGCAUAAAAUCGCGAGUGAUAAUAACUUUUAUGAACAAAUGAACGCUCUUCAACACAAAAAAAGAUUGCAUGACAUAAAUCUUUUGAAACAGAAAAAAGCGGAUGAAAUAAGAAAUAAAUCAUUAAAAAUAAGUCAACAAAAAAUUAUGUCGUCAAAUCGUUUGGAAGAAUUGCGACAUGCUGUGCAAUUAGAGCGAAUUCAAGCACGGCAUGAUGAUACAAUCCGUCGAAAAUUUGAUGAGUGUCAAGCAAAAGAACGCAAGGCUUUUCAAAAUCAUUUAGAUAAAAUGUCUAUGCGCAUGCGAGAAUUAGCUAAUAAAAGUUUACAGAGGGAACAACACAUGGGUCAAGUUCAUAGAGUAGCUAGAGAACUUGAGGAUGGAAUGCAAAGAUGGCAAGAUCGUAUAAUGUUAAUGCAAUAUGAGCAAUUAAGAAGAGCAAAAGAAAAUGCAGCCCUGUACACUGACAAUAAAAAACUCAGAGCUGAGAUAGAAAAUAAGCGUAGGAUUAUAGAGCAUUCUGCUAAAAUACAAAGAGUGAAAGAAGCUGAAAGAGAACGACUGUGUAAUAUCAAAAAAGAGAUUGAAGAAGAAGAAAAUAAAAUAAAAAGAAUUAAACAGAAGAAAGAUUUGGAAAUUCAAAUGGGUCGAAAACUGGCGUUAAGUACAGCUGAAUUGAGAAAAGAAAUCCGACGCAGUACUGAAUUGGAUUUAUUUAACACGCGAUGAUGAUUAUAUUUUGAUGUAUUUUAAUAAUAAAAUUGUAAGGAUUUAGGAUAA
Melanaphis sacchari is the source of this 2005-nucleotide messenger RNA. RefSeq names its product golgin subfamily A member 6-like protein 22. The transcript is spliced from 10 exons. The record is from RefSeq and is a predicted model, not a curated record. Lineage: Eukaryota; Metazoa; Arthropoda; Insecta; Hemiptera; Aphididae. The coding region runs from base 224 to 1954 and encodes 576 amino acids.